CUCCCGCCCAACCUCAGCUCCCUCUGGCUUUGCCACGCUUCUUCCUUCCCCGCCUUCCUUGACUCCCCGACUACACUGGUUCCUGUGGCCAUCCCGCAGCUCCAGUCCAGGUGCCAUGGCUGCUAUGUACCUCCCCGGCCUGCGGCUUAGCUGGCACGGGCUGAGGCCCUGGUGCCGGUCACCAUGCCGUAGCAUCCAAACCCUGCGCGUGCUCAGUGGAGAUCUGAGCCAGCUGCCGGCUGGGGUUCGAGACUUUGUGGAGCGCAGUGCCCAUCUGUGCCAACCAGCAGGCGUCCAUAUUUGUGAUGGGACUGAGGCUGAGAACGCUGCCACACUGGCCCUGCUGGAAGAGCAGGGUCUUAUCCGGAAGCUCCCCAAGUAUGAGAACUGCUGGCUGGCCCGCACAGACCCCAAGGAUGUGGCCCGGGUAGAAAGCAAGACGGUGAUUGUAACUUCUUCGCAGCGGGACACAGUGCCUCUCCUGGCUGGUGGGGCCAGUGGGCAGCUGGGCAACUGGAUGUCCCCAGAUGAGUUCCAGAGAGCUGUGGACCAGAGAUUCCCAGGAUGCAUGCAGGGCCGCACCAUGUAUGUGCUUCCGUUCAGCAUGGGUCCCUUGGGCUCCCCGCUCUCCCGCAUUGGAGUGCAGCUCACUGACUCGCCUUAUGUAGUGGCAAGCAUGCGGAUUAUGACCCGCCUGGGGACACAUGUACUCCAGGCCCUGGGAGAUGGUGACUUCAUCAAGUGUCUGCAUUCGGUGGGCCAGCCCCUGACUGGACAUGGGGAUCCUGUGGGCCGAUGGCCAUGCAAUCCGGAAAAAACCCUGAUUGGCCACGUGCCGGAGCAGCGGGAGAUCGUCUCCUUCGGCAGCGGCUAUGGUGGGAACUCCUUGCUGGGCAAGAAGUGUUUUGCCCUGCGCAUCGCCUCUCGCCUGGCCAGGGAUGAGGGCUGGCUGGCAGAACACAUGCUGAUUUUGGGCAUCACCAACCCCGCAGGGAAAAAGCGCUAUGUGGCAGCUGCUUUCCCCAGUGCCUGUGGCAAGACCAAUCUGGCCAUGAUGCGGCCUGCUUUGCCAGGCUGGAAAGUGGAGUGUGUGGGGGAUGACAUCGCCUGGAUGAGGUUUGACAGUGAAGGUCAACUCCGGGCCAUCAACCCUGAGAAUGGCUUCUUCGGGGUGGCCCCUGGUACCUCUGCCACCACCAAUCCCAAUGCCAUGGCCACAAUCCAGAGUAACACUGUCUUCACCAAUGUGGCUGAGACCAGUGAUGGCGGUGUGUACUGGGAAGGCAUUGACCAGCCUCUUCCACCUGGUGUCACCGUAACCUCCUGGCUGGGAAAGCCAUGGAAACCUGGGGACAAGGAACCCUGUGCGCAUCCAAACUCUCGCUUUUGUGUCCCGGCUCGCCAGUGCCCCAUCAUGGACCCAGCCUGGGAGGCACCAGAAGGUGUUCCUAUUGAUGCCAUCAUCUUCGGAGGCCGCAGACCCAAAGGGGUACCACUGGUGUACGAGGCCUUCAGUUGGCGCCAUGGGGUGUUUGUCGGUAGCGCCAUGCGCUCUGAGUCCACUGCAGCUGCUGAACACAAGGGAAAGACCAUUAUGCACGAUCCCUUUGCCAUGCGACCUUUUUUUGGCUAUAACUUUGGACACUACCUGGAACACUGGUUGAGCAUGGAGGGACAAAAAGGUGCCCGGCUGCCUCGUAUCUUCCAUGUCAACUGGUUCCGGAGAGAUGAAGCAGGCCGCUUCCUGUGGCCAGGCUUUGGGGAAAACGCUCGCGUGCUAGACUGGAUCUGCCGAAGAUUAGGAGGAGAAGACAGUGCCCGAGAGACUCCCAUUGGGCUCGUACCAAAGGAAGGAGCCCUGGAUCUCAGUGGCCUCCGAGCAAUAGACACCAGUCAGCUGUUCUCCAUCCCCAAGGACUUCUGGGAACAGGAGGUUCGUGAUAUUAGGAGCUACCUGACAGAGCAAGUCAACCAGGAUCUGCCCAAGGAGGUGUUGGCUGAGCUCGAGGCCCUGGAAGAGCGCGUGCAAAAAAUGUGACCUGAGGCCUUAGGCUAGCAAGAGCACAGCACCCCCAUCUGGGUAGAGGAUCCCCAGGCUCACAGAAAACGUGGACAAUUUGACAUUAAAAUGUGUGAGUGUUGGGAGGCCAAGCCACAGACCUCCUCCCAUGCUGUCCGAUAAGAGAUGCACACUUUGCUACACGUGUGUUGUUUUUACUUCCCAUUUGUCCUCGCGGGCUUCCUUCUUGUCGGUCUCGAUGCUGGCUCACACAGUAGGAACUUCUGGAAGAAGGCAUUGUUCUUCUGAAGAAACAUAACCUGGUAUGGUGGUGCAUACCUUUUUUAAUCCCAGAGGCAGCCGGACCCCUGGGAGUUUGUGUCCAGCCUGCCUGGUCUAUAUAACAAGUACCAGGUCAGCCGGGGCUAUAUAAGUAAAACCCAGUCCCCCACACACGCCAAAAAAAAACCAAAA
Rattus rattus (black rat) is the source of this 2473-nucleotide messenger RNA. RefSeq names its product phosphoenolpyruvate carboxykinase 2, mitochondrial (gene Pck2). Gene Ontology annotation, cellular component: cytosol. Lineage: Eukaryota; Metazoa; Chordata; Mammalia; Rodentia; Muridae. The record is from RefSeq and is a predicted model, not a curated record. The coding region runs from base 116 to 2038 and encodes 640 amino acids. Gene Ontology annotation, biological process: cellular response to glucose stimulus; hepatocyte differentiation; gluconeogenesis. The transcript has 10 exons. Gene Ontology annotation, molecular function: phosphoenolpyruvate carboxykinase (GTP) activity; manganese ion binding; GTP binding.